AGGUUACUUUACUACCCAGGAUUGCAGCCAUGGAGUCCAUGCUUAACAAAUUGAAGAGUACCGUUACAAAAGUAACAGCUGACGUCACCAGUGCUGUAAUGGGAAAUCCCGUCACUAGAGAGUUUGAUGUCGGUCGACACAUUGCCAGUGGUGGCAAUGGGCUAGCUUGGAAGAUUUUUAAUGGCACAAAAAAGUCAACAAAACAGGAGGUGGCUGUUUUUGUCUUUGACAAAAAGCUGAUUGACAAAUAUCAAAAAUUUGAAAAGGAUCAGAUCAUCGAUUCUUUAAAACGAGGAGUUCAGCAGUUAACUCGGCUUCGACACCCUCGACUUCUUACUGUCCAACAUCCUUUAGAAGAAUCCAGAGAUUGCUUGGCAUUUUGCACAGAACCAGUUUUUGCCAGUUUAGCCAAUGUUCUCGGUAACUGGGAAAACUUACCUUCCCCUGUCUCUCCAGACAUUAAGGAUUAUAAACUUUAUGACGUAGAAACCAAAUAUGGUUUGCUUCAGGUUUCUGAAGGAUUGUCGUUUUUGCAUAGCAGUGUGAAAAUGGUUCAUGGAAAUGUCACUCCUGAAAAUAUAAUUUUGAAUAAAAGUGGAGCCUGGAAAAUAAUGGGUUUUGAUUUUUGUGUAUCAUCAACAAAUCCUUCUGAACAAGAACCUAAGUUUCCUUGUAAAGAAUGGGACCCAAAUUUACCAUCAUUGUGUCUUCCAAAUCCUGAAUAUCUGGCUCCUGAAUACAUACUUUCUGUGAGCUGUGAAGCAGCUAGUGAUAUGUAUUCUUUAGGAACUGUUAUAUAUGCUGUAUUUAAUAAAGGGAAACCUAUAUUUGAAGUCAACAAGCAAGAUAUUUACAAGAGUUUCAGUAGGCAGUUGGAUCAGUUGAGUCGUUUAGGAUCUAGUUCACUUACAAAUAUACCUGAGGAAGUCCGUGAACAUGUAAAACUACUGUUAAAUGUUACCCCAACUGUAAGGCCAGAUGCAGAUCAGAUGACAAAGAUUCCCUUCUUUGAUGAUGUUGGUGCAGUAACACUGCAAUAUUUCGAUACCUUAUUCCAAAGAGAUAAUCUUCAGAAAUCACAGUUUUUCAAAGGACUGCCGAAGGUUCUACCAAAACUGCCCAAGCGUGUCAUUGUGCAGAGAAUUUUGCCUUGUUUGACUUCAGAAUUUGUAAAUCCUGACAUGGUACCUUUUGUUUUGCCCAAUGUUCUACUGAUUGCAGAGGAAUGCACCAAAGAAGAAUAUGUCAGAUUAAUUCUGCCUGAACUUGGCCCUGUAUUUAAGCAGCAGGAGCCAAUCCAGGCUAGCAACAUGAUUUUGUUGAUUUUCCUACAAAAAAUGGAUUUGUUAUUAACCAAAACCCCUCCAGAUGAGAUAAAGAAUAGUGUUCUACCAAUGGUUUAUAGAGCACUAGAAGCUCCUUCCAUUCAGAUCCAGGAGCUCUGUCUAAACAUCAUUCCAACCUUUGCAAAUCUUAUAGACUACCCAUCCAUGAAAAAUGCUUUGAUACCAAGAAUUAAAAAUGCCUGUUUACAAACAUCUUCCCUUGCUGUUCGUGUAAAUUCAUUAGUGUGCUUAGGAAAGAUUUUGGAAUACUUGGAUAAGUGGUUUGUACUUGAUGAUAUCCUGCCCUUCUUACAACAAAUUCCAUCCAAGGAACCCGCAGUCCUCAUGGGAAUUUUAGGUAUUUACAAAUGUACUUUUACUCAUAAGAAAUUGGGAAUCACCAAAGAACAGCUGGCUGGAAAAGUCUUGCCUCAUCUGAUUCCCCUGAGUAUUGAAAACAAUCUUAAUCUUAAUCAGUUCAGUUCCUUCAUUUCCGUCAUAAAAGAGAUGCUUAGUAGAUUGGAGUCUGAGCAUAAGACUAAAUUGGAACAGCUUCAUAUAAUGCAAGAGCAGCAGAAAUCUUUGGACAUAGGAAAUCAAAUGAAUACUUCUGAGGAGACAAAAGUUACAAAUGUUGGAAAUCAGCAAAUCGACAAGGUUUUUAACAGCAUUGGAGCAGACCUUCUGACUGGUGGUGAAUCAGAAAAUAAAGAAGAUGGGUUACAGAAUAAACAUAAAAGAACAUCACUUACACUUGAAGAAAAACAAAAAUUAGCAAAGGAACAAGAGCAGGCACAGAAAUUGAAAAGCCAGCAGCCUCUUAAGCCCCAAGUGCAUACACCUGUUGCUCCUGUCAAGCAGACAAAGGACUUGACAGACACACUGAUGGAUAAUAUGUCAUCUUUGACCAACCUUUCUGUUAGUACCCCUAAACUUUCUGCUUCAAGUACUUUCACUUCGGUUCCUUCCAUGGGUGUUGGCAUGAUGUUUUCUACACCAAUUGAUAAUACGAAGAGAAAUUUGACAAACGGCCUAAAUGCCAACAUGGGCUUUCAGACUUCAGGAUUCAACAUGCCGGUGAACACAAACCAGAAUUUCUUCAGUAGUCCCAGCACACCUGGAGUGAACAAGAUGGCUCUGGGGGCACCGCCUACGUUGCCAAACUUCAAUGCUUUGAGUGUCCCUCCUGUGGGGGCGAAGCAGACCCAACACAGACCCACUGAUAUGUCUGCCCUUAAUAAUCUCUUUGGCCCUCAGAAGCCCAAAGUUAGCAUGAACCAGUUGUCGCAACAGAAACCAAAUCAGUGGCUUAAUCAGUUUGCACCGCCUCAAGGCUCUCCAGGUGUGGGCAGUUCAGUAAUGGGAACUCAGAUGAACAUGAUAGGACAAUCCACCUUUGGCAUGCAGGGUAAUCCUUUCUUUAACCCACAGAACUUUGCACAGCCACCAACUACUAUGACCAGUAGCAGUUCAGCUAGCAAUGAUUUAAAAGAUCUUUUUGGGUGAGGAGUCUUGCUUCUGUUUUGAAGGAUUACUUCAGUUUUAAUCAUGGGUAAGCUGAACUACAUCUUUAUAUAGUUGGCUUGGGGGAACUACUUCUGUGGGAAAGUGAAUGGUUUUGUGACAGAAAACAUCUGUUUCUGUGCCGGCAUAGUAGUUGUAUGGACUUCCAACCAGUUGAGUUUUUUAAAGCAUUGAGGAUUUUCUUCCUCUUUUCACCUCCUCUUCAGGUUUUUAACGACCCAGACCUUACAAAUCUCAAAGAGAAAAAGGACAACUGAGUUAUCUUAAAUAGCAGGAUUUUUAAAUCAAAUAUUUAUUUUGGCUCAUGAAUCUUAUUAAAAAAAUUGAGUUGCUGGUCAUGCAAGCUCAUCAGUUAAGUACUACAUGAUACAUAGUCUACCUUCACAAGUCACUAGUCUUCAUUUUAAUAUUUGAAAAAUCUUGAUGCUGUUUUUAUUUGUUUGCAUCUAGUAUGACCGGGUAAGGAAAUGAUAAACAUAAAGAGAAGGAUCAGGUUAUUGACUUUUUCCAAAUUUAUUUACUUUUCGAUGAACUAGAAAAGACUGAGCAAAUCCUACAAAAUUUAAUUUACCUUGAUUUCAUUGGUUUAGACAUAUUAUUAACCGUCUUAAAUGCAAACUAAUCAUUGUAAAUUAUAUUUUAGCAUGGUCUGCCUCAAAUAGUAAUGUAUUUUUCUGCAUUCACUUGGACAUAUUUAGAAUCACUUUUUUCUUACUGUAUCACAGAAGAGGUAUGUACUGAUUUGUACAGAUAUCUGACAAAGCACUCUGAUGUGAUUUUCCUGACUACUACUGCCUUCAUAUUUCAUUUUAAAUUCAAAUUUCUGAGGUUGCACCAUAUAUGAAUUGCAUUUUCAAAAAGAGAUUUGUAAGAAUUAAACUAUAUUUAAUGAGUAAACUUUUGAGAUUUCUGCUGUAUUAUUUCAAAUGCAAUAAACUUUACUUCUCUAAAAAUGAGCAGUUGUAUCUUCUGGCUGCCAACAGAUUAAUUUUCAGCUUGUCAUGAUAGUCUGAACCUCUUUUCUAGGAAUUUCGGGAACCUUUUGUUUGAACAUUUUAAUGCCCAUAAUUAGCCAUUUUUAGGGAGGAAAGAAUAAAUUAUCCUAACAAGAAUCAUGCAUUAUUUUUCAAAAUCUGUCUCUGAUAGUUUUCUUUAAUUUGCUGAUUAUUCAACCACAUGGCCUUAUACUGUGAACGUUGUUUGUAUUUUUUAAAAUUAUAUUCCACUGUCAGGUGAUAACUUUAAACCUAUCUUUUAAAGAACUAUAUGUGUAUUAUAGUUGCUGCCAUAGAAUUUGUGGAUUUUAGUGAUCUGGAACCAGCAAUCAUUUAAAAUAAAUUGUAUGAAGUUUAGUGUACUCAUUGACUAUGAAUAUUCCCUGAAAAUAUAUACACAUACGUACACAAUAUAUGUAUAUUUAUAUACAGGACUUGAUUACAGAAUAUUAUUUGAUGACAUAACUGGCAGCAUUCAGUUAAGAGGAUACUUUUUAAAAACUCACUUUCACAUCUAGUUUCUGUGUGAGCUGCACUUGCUUACAUGGUUUUAGAAAAAUAACUGAUAGAAAUGCUAAAAACUCAUCCAGGAAAUGAAAAACGCUAGGAGGAUCAAAAUGUUUUUGUCAAAUACAUUCACAACUUGAACAGAUUAGCUGUCUUGUUUAUAACAAUAUUAAUAUAUCUUUUGGGGGAAAAGCUUACAUACGGGAUAAAAUUGCUUAAUGUUGAAUUCUUCAUUGUUAACAAUUCCGUAGUCACUGUUUAUUGAGAAAUUGUUUUUUAUUUUGUAAAAUCACGUGACGUCAAUGUUGAGCUCCUAAUUAGAAAGAAAACAGUACAACAGCUUAUAUAACUUGAACUUCUAAAUAUGAAAGUAAUUAUUUGAAAAAAUAGAAUUAUGUAAAAUUUGCUCAUUGGUUGAGGUAACGGUGCUACAUUUUUACGAAAUUGUUCCUACCCUUUUAUUCUACUUUCUCAAAGGUAUUUUAUUUAAAUCAUUUUCGUCAAUUGAGCUGUUACCAUUGCCUUUUUCUGUUGAGAAAUUGCCUCUGAAAAUAGUGCUAUUUUUAGACUUCAGCGUUCCUGUGUGAAUGAAACUUUCAAGUACUAGCUCACCUUAAAUUAUUUCAGGAAAUGAAGCCAGUUUGAAGUCCAUUAUGCUUAGAGUAGAAAACUGGUAAGUUAAAGACCAUCUGCUGACAAAAGUGACAACGAAUUUCCCUUUCAUUUGAAUUGGUUUUUUGUUCUCCUAAUGCUAAAAUGUGUGAUAACAUGUAGAAGAUGUGUAAAAGAAAAUGGAAACAGACUAUGUACUUGUCUGGUUUUUGUUGGUUUUGUUUUAGAAUGCUUAUCACCCUCCUUUUUCACUGGUUAAGGAAGUAGUUUUUUUUAACCUGUGCAAUACCUCACAUGGUUGUUUUUACAUGUGAAAGGAAAAGGCAUAUGUGAAAAUACCUGAUAUCAAGCGAAAGAUGCACCAAAUAAAUUUUAGCUUUGAUAAA
Messenger RNA from Carlito syrichta (Philippine tarsier), 5349 nucleotides. It is a transcript of the gene SCYL2, whose product is annotated as SCY1 like pseudokinase 2. The record is from RefSeq and is a predicted model, not a curated record. The coding region runs from base 30 to 2831 and encodes 933 amino acids. The transcript is spliced from 18 exons. Lineage: Eukaryota; Metazoa; Chordata; Mammalia; Primates; Tarsiidae. Gene Ontology annotation, molecular function: ATP binding; protein kinase activity. Gene Ontology annotation, biological process: protein phosphorylation.